AUGGUUUUCUGGUCAUCGAAAAGUGGUAUUAAUUCGAAAUAUACGUUCUCGUCUUCACCAACGUUUACCUCUGAUCCAUGGAGUGUGUAUACAGGUAGGCCGAAGAGCUCCUCAGCUCUGGGACGAGUAUCACUGUUCCAAUUUGACAAGAAACAGUUUGAAAACUAUCUUUUGAACUAUGGUAUCAUCAAAUCGAAGUCUUCAUCGCAAGACAAGAUGUUAAUACAAGAGGCUUAUCAAAUAUUAAAGAACCAGGUGAAUAACCUGACCAAACUUAAACAUCCAAAUAUUUUAACAGUUGUUGAACCCAUAGAAGAACAUAGCAAGACUUUCUUAUUUGUCACAGAAUAUGUGACAGACUGUCUGGAGUCCCUAUACAAUAAUGAUAGCACGAACUAUGGUAGAUUUUCCGACAGUGGUGAAAAUAUCCUAUCCAGUAAUGGCGCUUCUUUGCCCGAUAAUAUCCUUAUUCAAAGAGGAAUCCUACAGAUUGUCAAUGCGCUCGAGUUUAUCCACACUAGAGCAGGUUCUGUACACCUAGAUCUACAACCACGCUCUAUUUUUAUAAAUGAAAACUCAGAUUGGAAAGUAUCAGGCUUAGGGCAUCUUGUGAAGCUAGGUGACAAUUUGCAAGGCGGCAUGUCUACAGAUUUCUUUUUACCAAAAUACGACCCUAGAAUUCCUUCCUUCAUGCAUAUUAAUUUUGAUUAUUCUGCACCGGAGUUGAUUAUGGAUAAUACUGUCUCGUUUAAGAAUGAUUUUUUUUCAUUAGGUUUGCUAAUAUAUUUCCUUUACUCGGGUAAAUCUUUACUACACAUUGAAAAUUCAGAGAGUCAAUAUAAAUUAGAAUACAAUAAAUUUGAGAGGAAAAUAAGUACAAUGUCAUGGGAUAAUGUAUUUUCUAAGGUACCGCCGCAACUGAGGGUUUUGAUACCAAAAUUGAUGAGUAGAGAUAUUAUAUCGAGAUAUGAUACAUUGGGUGAUCUUCUUGACUCUGAAUUUUUUGAUAACCCAUUAUUAAAGAUGCUGAACUUCUUAGAUGAUUUGCCGACGAAAAAUAAUAGUGAAAAGUUGGUAUUUUUAAAAGGUUUGGAUGAGUAUCUAGAUCAAUUUCCUUCUUCAUUGCUCCAAAAGAAAUUUCUUCCUAUUUUAUUGGACCUACUUAUACAGUUAUGUCAGGAUAAAGAGCUAGAUGGAGAAUGUAUAUCACAUGAUAUCAGCUUAAUUAUCAAAAUAGCAUCCAAUCUGUCACAGUUAUCAUUCCAUGAAAAACUAUAUCCGAUUAUUGUUGGUAAUAAGGAAAACUUCAAUAUUUUGCUAGAGAAAUCAAAUACAAUCUUGAUCGAGAACAUGAAGAUACUACAGGAGAAAUUCAAAGCCGCUGAUUACGAUCAAAAUUUCUUGAGACCUUUAUUAGUCUAUGUUCUACAAACUAUGCAAUCUGAAUCUGCGGUUAAUUCUCAGGAAAUGUUAUUGAAUCAAUUGGAUCUAGUUUUAAAGACAUUUGAUUUCCCAACAGUUAAGAAUUUCUUAUUACCAUUGAUUGCGAAACUGUUUGUGAAGACGACAAGCUUGACUAUCAAAAAUAGUUGUGUGACAUCAUUCCAAAUUCUAAUUGAAAAAAAAAGUAUUGACUCAUACACUGUAACAGAAGAUCUUUUGCCAUUAUUUAAGACUAUGAAAACAAGGGAUCCAAGAAUUUUAAUGAAAUGCUUAUCUCUUUUUAAACUCGUACCGUCGUUAGUGAAAGACGAGGUUAUUUUGGUUGAACAGUAUCUUCCAUUGCUAUGGAAUUAUUCUAUGGCUUCAACUUUGAACAAGUCACAGUUCACCGAAUUUACCAAGGUUGUUAAUAAAAUAUCAGCUGACAUUCAAUCAAUACAUAUUAAUAAGCUUAAAGAAGGCAGCAAUGAAAAUUAUGAACAUGAUAACUCUGAUAAAAAUAAAGCAUUCACAAAGAUCAUCGAAGCCCAAUCCCAACCAAAGCGUGAAGACCGUGAUACUACACUGGCUAAGAGUAUCGCUACGCCUGCAAUUCAGCCAAGAAGAAAAGAAACGCCACCAAAACCUUCAAUUUUGGACAAAAGACCGAUUACUUGUAGUAUACCAGCCAGACGGACGAACCCAUCAUAUAAUAAAUCUAUACCUACAGCAAGUAUCACUUCACCGCCAAACGAUAGCCAGCCACAACAAUCAUUGGAUGACGAAUUUGAUGACUUUGUUUCUGCUGCUACAACACCAAAACCUCAUAGUAUCAACAAUAACACCAGCCCUGUAGUCACACCAAGUGCACCAGGUCUGACGUCUUUACCUCCUGGAUUUAGCAUUCCACUACAACCGAAAAAAAACUAA
Nakaseomyces glabratus is the source of this 2352-nucleotide messenger RNA. It is a transcript of the gene SCY1, whose product is annotated as Scy1p. The record is from RefSeq and is a predicted model, not a curated record. Gene Ontology annotation, molecular function: ATP binding; protein kinase activity. NCBI's taxonomy places the organism in Eukaryota, Fungi, Ascomycota, Saccharomycetes, Saccharomycetales, Saccharomycetaceae. Gene Ontology annotation, biological process: protein phosphorylation.